This is a messenger RNA of Fusarium falciforme, 1548 nucleotides long. RefSeq names its product Folylpolyglutamate synthase. Gene Ontology annotation, cellular component: cytosol; cytoplasm; mitochondrion. Gene Ontology annotation, molecular function: ATP binding; tetrahydrofolylpolyglutamate synthase activity. The record is from RefSeq and is a predicted model, not a curated record. NCBI's taxonomy places the organism in Eukaryota, Fungi, Ascomycota, Sordariomycetes, Hypocreales, Nectriaceae. The transcript has a single exon. Gene Ontology annotation, biological process: tetrahydrofolylpolyglutamate biosynthetic process. Bases 1 to 1548 code for a protein of 515 amino acids.
AUGCGAUACUGUUGCUCACUGCUCAGCAGCUACGCCAGAGUGCGCGUCUUAGCCAUGAGCUCGACAAGCACUGGUCGGUGUCUCAGCACCGCAUCUCGCAGCUACAGCGAGGCUCUCGGCCUCCUCUCGCAGCUCUACUCCAACCGCCAAAUCACCCAUCUUUUUGAAAAAACUCCUGGCUCCAACUCUGCAAAUAAGCCAGCCGAGGAUCUCAAUGCCUUGGCCAUCCCAGAAAUGCGCCAAUGGCUCCGCCGCGCAGGUUACGAGCCCAAGGACCUCGCCCGCCUCAGACACAUACACGUCGCUGGUACAAAGGGGAAAGGCUCCGUGAGUGCUUUUGCUACUGGUAUGCUGCGACAAUACGAAACAGUUGGGACAUAUACGAGCCCGCAUCUCGUCAGCCCUCGAGAACGCAUUGCCAUCCAAGGCGAGCCGGUCUCCCAAGGCCUCUUUGCUGAGGCCUUCUUCGAGCUGUGGGAGCGAUUCUCCGACAAGGCCAAGAAAGAAGGCAUGAGCACUUCAGAAGCCGAGGGACCAAACUCGAAACCCUUCUUCUUCCGGUUUAUGACCAUCCUCGCAUGGCACAUCUUCCUACGGGAGAAAGUCGACAGUGUUGUUCUCGAGUGUGGAAUCGGUGGCGAAUACGAUGCUACCAACGUGGUGCCGCCCGAGGCUGUCUCGGUCGCUGUCUUGACACAGCUGGGUAUCGAUCACGUUGCCAUGCUAGGCGAUACGGUCGAGAAGAUCUCCUGGCACAAGGCCGGCAUCUUCAAGCCCGGCGUGCGUGGUUUCGUCCGCAAGAUAGAGGAGAAGCCCAGCGUGAGGCGUGUCCUGCAAGAGAGAGCGGCAGAGAAAGGUGCCGAGCUCGUUGAGCUAGAUGACGCUCUUGUUGAGCGAUGGGGAGGCGUGCCAGGCAGGCUCCCUGGCAACUUUCAAAAGUACAACCAAGCACUCGCUGUGCUCGCUGUGCGAGAGCAUCUCGGCAUGGGCAGUGACCCCAAGACUGCCCUUCUGGACCUCCCAGACAAGAUGGUCCAGGGUCUGAAGGAGGCAAACAUUCGAGGCCGCUGCGAGGUCAUUCAACAGGGGCACAUCGGAUGGCAUCUGGAUGGCGCACACACCAAGGAUAGCAUGCAAGAAGUUGCCAAGUGGUUCGUCGCUACACUUGGUCCAGAUGAGUCGGCAGUUCUCGUCUUUAACCAGCAAGAGAGAGACGCAGCUGAACUCUUGACGGUGCUGCUCAACGCUAUCCGAGAUGCAUCGGGACGAGAAAACAUCUUUAGUCAUGCCUUUUUCACAAGAAACGACCAGGAGAAGCCGGUCGACGGCAAGAAGAGAGACUUGGAGGUACAGCUUCGCGUAGCCCGAACGAUGGAUGAAAGGGCACCUAGCUGCCACACAAAGACGUUUGACAACAUUCAGGAUACAGUCGCUGAAGUAAGAAAGAUUGCGGAACAAGGUGGCUCACAUCAAAAGGUCCUGGCGACGGGGAGCAUGUAUCUUGCAGGGGGUAUCUUACGGGCCUUGGAGCCCGAGGGUCUAUUAUAG